This is a messenger RNA of Durusdinium trenchii, 1670 nucleotides long. The record is from the annotation of a GenBank genome assembly. NCBI's taxonomy places the organism in Eukaryota, Dinophyceae, Suessiales, Symbiodiniaceae.
GCAAAUUCUCGCGCGCUCAAAAACUGGUACUAGUCGGGCUGGUGAUGAUAUAGCCGGUAUCGGCGCAACCUGGAUUUACAAUCCAACAAGCCUCUAGAGAGAACGAAAUGGAGAGAAGAACAAGAGCAAAAAGAAGGAGUAAAAGUCGUGUGUCGGUUGAGUGUUGAAGAUUGGCUAAAUCAUGAGCGUGAAUGAAACUGUCUGAUCUUCUGUUGGAGAAUCUCCGUGGACUCGGCAGUAUUAUUUCAGCAUUCGCACACCCAAGUGGGAAGACACUUAGAUAAAUAGCUCAACUGAAUGAACUUAAAUUGCAGUAUUGGUUCGCCGCUGCACUAGCCCUUGACCUUGCAGCCAGUUAUAGACCUUGACUUGCACAAUGGUAUGUCGAGAAGUCUGAGUCAGCGCAAAAGAACGGUUAAACAAAGAGUGACUCGGUGGCCCUUGUUCGGAAGAGUGGGGUAAUAGCUUGUCAACGCCACAAACAAAUGCAGCUACGUGGAAGCGGCGUCCCACUUCCAUAUCCUCGGAUACAUCGCCAGCUUCGUUGACCAGGCGACGAUGUACCCUGCCUGUUCCCCUGCUGGACACUGGAAACCUUUAAAAAUUGUUCUUGGACACAGAGUUGGACACACACACACACACACUGCACAUUCUCUCACACACACAGAAGCGUCCAAUGUUGCAGCAAGUUCUUUUCUUACUUCAGUCUUCAGUUUAUUCAGAUACGAUCCCAGAGUGAUUGAACAAACAGUUUCAACAUGGGAAAUAUAUUUUUGGCAACCUCCUGACAGAGUCCAAACUCGAAGAGUUUUUCGACUGUAAUUUCUCCCUUGGAGCCAUGCUUCCCAUACGUUUUGAAGUGCUACCGACUCGAUGCGCUGUGAGCAGUGAGAGGUGGAAACGCCAACAGCAAACCUUCUGUGCUCCUGGCUCUUUUGCUUCUUGCCUUCUUGCUGGAUUGGCUUGUAGCAAGGCCGCAGAAGGGCACAGACAAGCUAGAUACCACAUCUGUGCUGUUGCAGUCCACCCUGUGCAACUUCGACGCAAGCGGUUGAAUCAGCUCAAGGUUGGAGAGAAACUGAAGGGGAGAGUGGUUCACGUGGCAGCCACUCAUGCUGUGGUCGAUGUUGGUGCAGAGUGCGACGCUGUCCUACAUGCCAGCAAAAUGGCUCAAGCCGAUCAAAUCCCUGGCAGGGUUGUUGAAGGCAUGGAGGUGGACGUUUGGGUCAGUGGGAAGAAGUCUGCAGGUUAUGGCCUGGCAGAUGGCACAACUUGGAGAAUCGACGCAAAAUUGGAAGUCACGAUGCUGCAUCCGAAGGAUCUAUCAGCGGAUGUUUCUGAAUUCCUAAACCUGCCUGCGGACGCAUUGCUUGCGGCAACAGUGUCACGCAUCGAGGAUUAUGGUAUUUUUGUGAUGGUUCGUCCUCCCAGUGGUGCUGUCCCAGUACAAGGCUUCGUACACGUCUCCGAGAUGAAAGAAGGUUUCGUAGAGCAUCCUGCCAAUGAGGUGGAGAUCGGACAGGAGUUGACAGUGAGCCUCCUACGCGUGGAUCGCAAAUUUGGAAGGUUACGACUUUCGAUGAAGUUGCCUGAAGUGGAGGGUUACUGAGGAGUUGGGUACGUAGAUGUGCGAAUGCUCAAGCAUGUUAUUGCUUUGACAAGGCACAAAA